AUGGUCCGCCUGAAAAGCCGCUACCUCCUCAUAGACAUCCUCUACCCAGACCCAAAAACGUGGCCAACAACCAACCCCUCGAAACCCCCAAACCCUCAAUUAGCAAUCCACGCCCCAACCUCCGACACGCUAACACCAGGCUUCCUCGCGAAGAUGGUGCGCGAAACUGUGUCCGAGUUAUAUGGUGAUUGGGGCGUUGGGAAGCUUGGUGGUGCGAGUGCGGGUGGAUUGAAUAUUAAAUACCUCUCCCCAGCAACAUCAACGGCAAUAAUUCGCUGCCCAAGACCGUCCUACCGCCUCGUUUGGUCAGCGUUAACCUACAUGUCUGGCGUCCCAGACACGAACAACGGCGGACAAAAGCGCGCCGGGACCGGGCGGGAGCGUGGCUGUGUCUUUCGGGUUAUUCGUGUUUCGGGGACUAUGCGGAAGGCUGAGGAGGAGGCUAUUCGACGGGCUAGACGGGAGAUUGUACGUGUUAAGGAUGCUGAGGAGAGGGGGGUUUUGGGGGGUUGGUUGGGAUUGGGGUUGGGGAUGGUAUGGAUGUUGAUGUUGGUGUUGAUGUUGAUGUUGGGGUUGGUGAUUUGA
Messenger RNA from Penicillium canescens, 585 nucleotides. RefSeq names its product Rpp14/Pop5 family protein. Gene Ontology annotation, biological process: tRNA 5'-leader removal. Gene Ontology annotation, cellular component: ribonuclease P complex. The record is from RefSeq and is a predicted model, not a curated record. Lineage: Eukaryota; Fungi; Ascomycota; Eurotiomycetes; Eurotiales; Aspergillaceae. The transcript is spliced from 2 exons. The coding region runs from base 1 to 585 and encodes 194 amino acids. Gene Ontology annotation, molecular function: ribonuclease P RNA binding.